This is a messenger RNA of Yarrowia lipolytica CLIB122, 4452 nucleotides long. RefSeq lists its product as uncharacterized. The record is from RefSeq and is a predicted model, not a curated record. Gene Ontology annotation, cellular component: mediator complex. NCBI's taxonomy places the organism in Eukaryota, Fungi, Ascomycota, Dipodascomycetes, Dipodascales. Gene Ontology annotation, biological process: regulation of transcription by RNA polymerase II. Gene Ontology annotation, molecular function: transcription coregulator activity.
AUGUCGCGAGAGGUGCCCAACAACUCGCUCGGGCCUCAGGGCAUGGGAAUGCAGCAGCACAAUUGGCAGAGCGAGGUGUCGCCGGACGAGAGGAAGAAUCUGAUUAUUAUUCUCGUCAAAGCUAUCAAAGCUCUCGGACCCACUUAUGCCCAGGAACGGAUUGUUCCUCUGGCUCGACAGUAUGAAAAUCUCAUUUUCAUGAAUUCCAUCAGCAAGUCUGACUACAUGAACCAAUGCAAAAACAAAGUCAAAGAAAUCUCCGACACGGUCAUGCAGCACCGUGGCCGGCAAAUGGCCCAAGGCCAACAAUCCCACCAACAAAACCCCCAGAUGAUGAACUUUGACCCACAGCAAAUGCUCAAGACCCAGCAGCAGACGCAGCCCCCACAGCAGGCGCCCCAACAACAGUCGCAGUCGCAGCAACAACAUCAGAAGAAGGACGACUUCCAGUGGGGCGACGGCGGCAGCUUCCAGAACUUCUUCUUCUCGGACAGCGGCCAGGGCCAGCAGCAGAAUGCUCCGCAACAGCAGCAGGGCGGCAACAUGGGCGGCAACAUGAACGGGCUCAAUCUCGGUGGCAUGAACAUGAACAUGAAUAUGGGCCAGCAAAACCAGCAGCAGCAGCAGCAGCAAACGCCCCAGCAGCAGCAAAACACGCCCCAGCAGCCCAAUCAGAUGAUGAACAUGAACAUGACCAUGGGCAUGAUGCCCCAGGGCCAGAAUCAGAACCAGGGCCAGGGUCAGGGCCAAGGUCAGGGCCAGAGUCAGGGACAAAACCAGGGCCAGGGCCAGAACCAGGGCCAGAACCAGGGCCAGAACCAGGGCCAAAGCCAGAGUCAAAACCAACAACAGAACCAGAACCAAUCACAAGGCCAAGGCCAAGGCCAACAAACCCAAGGGCAGCCACCAACACAAGCGCUCAUCAACUUUCUACAGGCCCAGGGCAUUGCGCCCACGCCCCAGACGGUCCAGAUGUUCCAGUCGAUGCCCCGCGAGCAACAGCAGCAGUACAUUGCGAUGCACCGCAAGCAGCGGGCGGCCCAGCAACAGAAGCAACAGGCCGCCGCUCAACAGCAGCGCAUGAUGCAGGGUCAGGCAACUCAGGGAAUGGGAGCACAGGGAAUGGGAGCGCAGGGAGGAAUGGGAGCGCAGCCGCAGGGGCAGCAGGGACAGCCCCAGGGCCAGAAUCAGAACCAGGGCCAAGGACAGCAGGGUCAGCAGGGUCAACAAGGUCAACAAGGCCAGCAAGGCCAACAACAAGGCCAGCCAGGUCAACCCGGACAAGGAAACAUGCGAAUGUCUGCUGCUCAGAUCCAGGCCGCUGCCCAGAUCCAGGCCGCAACCCAGGCGGGCCAGGCAGCAGCGAUGCGGAUCGACGUGCGAAACCUGCCCAUUCCGCAGCAGAUUCUUGACGAGAUCCCCGUGGUGCCCAAGGGUGUCAACACGUGGGCGCAGAUCCACGAGCUGCUCAAGAAUGAAACGAUUCCCAAGUCUGCCAUGUCCGCCAUCAAGAGCGCGCACCAGACGCACACCCGGUGGGUUCAGAUGCGGAUGCGACAGCGACAGGCCCAGCAGCAGCAGGCUGCGCAGCAGGGAGGAAUGGGAGGCAUGUCCCAGAGUCAGCAAGGCGGAGUGCCUCAGGGCCAGCAGGUUGGUCAGCCACAGGGAGGUCAAGGAGGUAUGUCUGGUGGACACAUGCAGAUGAAGCCCCAGGGCCAGGCACAGGGCGUUCAGCAGCAACGGAUGAUGCAGCAACAGAACCAGGGCCAAGGCCAGGGCCAGCAGCAGCAGCAGCAGCAGCAACCCCAAGCUCACCGCCAGGCUCAGCAUAUUGAUCUGACCGGUGGCACCGGGGGUUUUGUGUCACCGCAGAUCAAGACCACGCCCAAUAUGGCAUCUCAGCAGCUGCAAAGUCAGCAACAGCCCCACGUCAAGACGACGCCGCAGCUCCAGCAGCCCGCCAUCUCCCCCAUGAUGGCCACAGCUCCCCCCGGAGGAGCAGCCACGGCGGCAGGAGUCGCGGCAGCACAGGCGGCGACCAAGAACCCCACCGCCGCCAAUCCCGCAGCAGCGACAGCAGGUCGCCCGGCUGACGGCACAAUUCCGACCAUGCCGGGCACUCUACCAAUCAGGGAGGCCGACCGGCAGCGACUGCAGCAGAUUUAUGAGGAGGCAUCGCGGAUCCCGGUGCAGCUGCACAACUUCAACGACCAGCUGUCGCCCGAGCAGAAACGGCACAUUCAGGAACACAUCCAAACGGUGCACACCAUGUACCAACGGAUCGACCAGCUAGCGCCCAUGUUCUUUUUUCUGUCCAAGAACCCCACCGCGACCCAGCGGCUCAUCCAGCUCAAAUGCAUGUUCAAGGAGCAGCUCGAGGGUCUGCGCCAGGGCAACUAUCUCACCACGCCGCAGAUUUUGGAAAAGACAAAGUACGAAAUCAACCGGUACUUCACGUUUGUGCGAGACAACCUGCAGCAGCGGCGACCGGGAGGUCAGGGUCAGGGUGCACAGCAGCCGGGACAGCCGGGCCAGCAACCCGGUAUUCAGCCUGGUGUUCAGUCUGGGCAGCAGGUUCCUCAACAGCUUGGUCAGCAGCCUGGUGUUCAGGGUCAGCCUGGACAAGGUCCUCAAGGCCAACCUCAGCCCACAGGAAUGCCUCCUCAGGCUGGCAUGAACAUGAACAUGCAGAACAUGAUGAUGCAGAAGCAGCAACAGCAGCAGCAACAGCAAGGAGGCCCCCAGAUGAUGGGCAUGAUGCCUGGUCAACAGGGCCAGCAGGGACCAGGACCACAGGGCCAGAUGAACCCCAUGAUGCAGCGAAAGAUGCAGCAGCAGCAACAACAACAGCAGCAGCAGCAACAGGGAAAUAUGCCCGACCAAGCAGGCCAGAUUCCCCAGCAGGGCGGAGUUCCCCAGGGACAAAUGCCUCCUCAGCAGACUCAGAUGCCCCAGGGAGGUCUUCCUCAGGGAGGUAUGCCCCAGGUGCCUCCCGGUCAGCAGCCGAAUGCACAGCAACAGCAGUUUUUCAUGCAACAGCAGCAGUUCCGGCCUGGCCAACAAGGCCCCGGAGGUCCUCAGCAGGGCCCUGGCCCCCAGCAGGGUCCUCAGCAGGGUCCUCAGCAGGGUCCAGGCCCCCAGCAAGGUCCCCAACAGGGUCCUGCACCUCAACAGGGUCCUGGAGGCCCCCCUCAGCCUGGACAGCCCGGAAACUUCAUGUUCAACCAAAUGUACAUGCAGGGAGGGGCCCCUGGCAUGUCUCAGGGCGGUCCUCCAGGUGCUAUGCCACAGGUAGGUCCCGGUGCGAUGCCACAGACUGUUCCUGGCACCAACCUCCCUCCCGGCGCUGCUCUUCCUCUCGGAGCUUUCCCUCCCGGAGUCACUUCGACUCCUCCGCUGUCAUCCACGCAGCCCGUCGCCAAGGUCUCGCCCAAGGAUAAGCGAGGUGGUGCCAAGCCCGCGGCACGGGGCAAGAAGGUGUCUGCCAACAGCACACCGAUUCCGGCGGCGGCAACCACCCCUUCAGGUGGGCCCGGCAAGGCGUCGCCUUCGGGCGUGCCGACCUACUCGGCCACCGGCCCCAAUCUGGCACCCGACCAGCUCAAGAUGCCCGCCACGCGCAAGCGCAAGUCCUCGGCCGGGCUUGACGACAAGCGCAGCCCCAUGCCGCCGGCGAAGAAGGAAAAGCUGGAGGAGGCCAAGGUGCGGGAGACGUCGGAGAUUGCCGCCAAGAAGGAGCAGCUGCAGCGCGAGAACCCGCUCGGCUUUUUCAUCUCUUCGCUGGGCGAGGCGCUGGACGUGCCUGCCGAGGAGAUUGCGGCGUUUGGCGGCGUCUCCUUCAAGGUGGGCGGAAAGAACCCGUCGGCGCUGGUGGCGGGCAAUCCUGGCGUGGUGGCCGCCGCCGCCAAUGGUGUGAAUGGAACGCCAGGUCCUGCUGCCGGUCCCGCCGUCGCUGCCGCCACCGCUGCCGCUGCGGGCUUCACUCCUGGCACGGCAGCAGCCGCCGGAGCCGGAGCGGGCUCUGGUCUUGGUCUGACCCCGUCGUCUCUGCUUAAAACGCCCAUGCCGUUCGACAAGGGCACAGCAGCCAGCACCGGCGACUUGGCGGGUUCCACUGGCGGUGCUUCUUCUUCGUCCUCCAUCGAGACGGCCGUGGCCGCGGUUCCAUGGACGGGUCUGGUGUCUGCUGCGAGCCUCAAGUCCGCAUUCCAAGCGCUGGAGUGUUUCAAGGUGUCUGAGGUGCAGUUCCUGACGCCGCCCGAGGAGCACAACAAGCUGCCCAAGAGCAAGGAGGUCAAGACAGAGAACCCCAAGGACGACAAGGUGCCUGUUCCUAAGCUCAAUGGCGCGCAACUCUUUUCCUCCGGCGACAACAUGUGGGAUUUCGACUCCAUUGCCAACGGGGUCAGUCAGGAGGAUCUGGACAAGGAGUUCUGGACCUUUGAAAUGUAG